Eremomyces bilateralis CBS 781.70 is the source of this 2870-nucleotide messenger RNA. RefSeq names its product P-loop containing nucleoside triphosphate hydrolase protein. NCBI's taxonomy places the organism in Eukaryota, Fungi, Ascomycota, Dothideomycetes, Eremomycetales, Eremomycetaceae. Gene Ontology annotation, cellular component: ribonucleoprotein complex; cytosol. The record is from RefSeq and is a predicted model, not a curated record. Gene Ontology annotation, molecular function: ribosome binding; translation elongation factor activity; GTP binding. The transcript has 6 exons. The coding region runs from base 168 to 2690 and encodes 840 amino acids. Gene Ontology annotation, biological process: translational elongation.
UCGAAUCCGUCCUGGGAAUUCUGUCGAACUGCACACGCAGAUCGUCACUUGUCCUUGACUUAGAUUCUUUGGCUUUAUCAGGACCGCAAAAAUCCUCGGACAGAAGCGGGGUACAAACAUCCAUCAUCAAGAAACACUCAGGAAAUCGUUAAUCGAAGACCGCAAUCAUGGUGAACUUCACUAUCGAAGAGAUCCGUGGGCUCAUGGACACGCCCGAGAAUAUCCGCAACAUGUCGGUUAUUGCUCACGUCGACCACGGCAAGUCCACCCUCACCGACUCGCUUGUCCAGCACGCCGGUAUCAUCUCCGCCUCCAAAGCUGGUGAGGCCCGAUACACCGAUACCCGUCCCGAUGAGCAGGAGCGUGGUGUGACCAUCAAGUCCACGGCCAUCUCCCUGUACGGCACCCUCAAAGACGAGGAGGACAUGAAGGAUAUUCCGGUCAAGGUCACCAAGAACGAGUUCUUGAUCAACUUGAUCGACUCUCCCGGUCACGUUGAUUUCUCAUCUGAGGUCACUGCCGCGCUCCGUGUCACUGAUGGUGCGCUCGUCGUCGUCGACACUAUCGAGGGUGUGUGCGUGCAGACUGAGACGGUGCUCCGACAGGCGCUUGGUGAACGUAUCAAGCCCGUCGUCAUCAUCAACAAAGUCGAUCGCGCCUUGCUCGAACUCCAGUUGGGCAAGGAGGACUUGUACCAGAAUUUCUCCCGUGUCAUCGAGUCAGUCAACGUCGUCAUUGCGACGUACUAUGACAAGGCUCUGGGUGAUUGCCAGGUCUAUCCUGACAAGGGUACCGUUGCUUUCGGAUCCGGCCUUCACGGCUGGGCUUUCACCAUCCGAAAGUUCGCGACCAUGUAUUCCAAGAAGUUCGGUGUGGACAAGCAGAAGAUGAUGGCUCGUCUUUGGGGCGACAACUUCUUCAACCCCAAAACCAAGAAGUGGACCAAGAGUAGUGAAGGUGGCCUCGAGCGAUCUUUCAACACUUUCAUCCUCGACCCCAUCUUCCGCAUCUUCGAUGCUGUUGGCAAGAACAAGAGGGAGGAUAUCGCCAAGCUGGUGGAGAAGCUCGAAAUCAAGCUCACCAGCGACGAGAAAGAUCUCGAGGGCAAGGCCAUCCUCAAGAUCAUCAUGCGCAAGUUCCUUCCCGCCGCUGAGGCGCUCAUGGAGAUGUUGAUCAUCCAUCUUCCGUCGCCGAAGGAGGCCCAGGCUUACCGUAUGGAGACUCUCUACGAGGGUCCUCAUGACGAUGAGAGCGCCAUCGGUAUCCGUGACUGCGAUCCCAAGGGUCCUCUCAUGCUGUACGUCUCCAAGAUGGUGCCGACCUCCGACAAGGGUCGAUUCUAUGCCUUCGGUCGUGUCUUCUCCGGUACCGUCCGCUCCGGUCUCAAGGUCCGCAUCCAGGGACCCAACUACACUCCCGGCCGCAGGGAAGAUUUGUUCAUCAAGUCCAUCCAGCGUACCGUGCUGAUGAUGGGUCGUCUCACCGAGCCCAUCGAGGAUUGCCCGGCCGGAAACAUUCUGGGUCUGGUCGGUAUCGAUCAGUUCCUGCUCAAGUCGGGUACCCUCACCACCAGCGAGACGGCCCACAACCUGAAGGUCAUGAAGUUCUCCGUCUCCCCCGUCGUUCGGCGCUCCGUCGAGGUCAAGAACGCCAACGAUCUUCCCAAGCUCGUCGAAGGUCUCAAGCGUCUGUCCAAGUCCGAUCCUUGCGUGUUGACCAUGAUCUCCGACACCGGCGAGCACAUCGUCGCCGGUGCCGGUGAGCUCCAUUUGGAAAUUUGCUUGAAGGAUCUCGAGGAGGACCACGCCGGUGUCCCUCUCCGUAUCUCCGACCCAGUCGUGCAGUACCGUGAGACCGUCGCCUCCCUGUCAAGGAUCACGGCCCUCUCCAAGUCCCCCAACAAGCACAAUCGUCUGUACAUGACCGCGCAGCCCCUCGACGAGGAGGUCUCCAAGGACAUCGAGUCCGGCAAGAUCGGACCGCGCGACGACUUCAAGGCGCGCGCACGCAUCCUCGCCGACGACCACGGCUGGGACGUCACCGACGCACGCAAGAUCUGGUGCUUCGGCCCUGACACCAACGGCGCCAAUCUCCUCGUCGACCAGACCAAGGCCGUCCAGUACCUCAACGAAAUCAAGGACUCCGUCGUCUCCGGUUUCCAGUGGGCCACCAAGGAAGGUCCCGUCGCUGAGGAGCCCAUGCGCUCCGUCCGCUUCAACAUCAUGGACGUCACUCUGCACGCCGACGCCAUCCAUCGCGGCGGUGGACAAAUCAUCCCGACCGCCCGUCGCGCACUCUACGCCGCAGCGCUCCUCGCCGAGCCCUCGCUGCUCGAGCCCGUCUACCUUGUUGAGAUCCAGGUCCCCGAGCAAGCCAUGGGCGGCAUCUACGGCGUGCUCACCCGCAAGCGCGGCCACGUCUUCGAGGAGGCCCAGCGUCCCGGCACCCCGCUGUUCAACGUCAAGGCGUACCUCCCCGUCAAGGAGUCGUUCGGAUUCACCGCCGACCUGCGCGCCGCCACCAGUGGCCAGGCGUUCCCGCAGUCCGUGUUCGAUCAUUGGCAGGUGCUGCCGGGUGGAUCGCCGCUCGACCGGACGACGCUGCCGGGUCAGGUUGUGGAGGAGAUGCGCAAGAGGAAGGGAAUCAAGGUCGAAGUUCCGGGUGUCGAGAACUACUACGACAAGUUGUAAACGCUUUCCAACGAUGCAUAUCCACUUUCUUUGUUAUCAAACAAACCAAAUACACGCAUCCCAAAAUCAUCGUGAUGAGACGCUUGUCGUGAGGAGUCGGCCGGAUGAAAUCAAAACGCCGUGGUCGGUGGUGGGUGAGGGGUAGAUUGGGAGGGAUGGAUGGACCGACGACGAAUGCAU